AUGGAGCUGCUCAUCCUCCCAGGGAAGACCUACUCGCUCAAAGACCUCUCCAUCGCGGUUGACACCUCCACAGUGUCGCACUCCCAGAGUGCCAAGAACCUUGUGCUGCUGAGCCUGCUGACGGUCGGCGCCCAGACAGAAAUGAAGAGAGUCGUCGGAGACAACGCCACCCUGCCGUGUCACCAUCAGUUCUGGCAAUCCAAUGUGCAGUUGCUCGACAUCGAGUGGCUACUGCAGAAGCCCAACUCCAAGCAGAGAGUGAUCAUCACGUUUUUCGGGGGCCAGGUUUACACCAACGAGGUGACCAGCGGGACCAGUCGUCUGUCUUUCGCUGGGGACUACCUAAAAGGAGACGCCUCCCUGCUCCUCAGUGACCUACAGCUGACCGACUCUGGGGAGUACUACUGCAAGGUCAAGAUGGGGGGAAAGUACCACUGGAGCCAGGUCAACCUCAUAGUGCUGGUGAAGCCCUCUAAGCCACGAUGCUGGAUGGACGGCAGGCUGCUGGAGGGCAGUGAUGUUAAACUGAGCUGCAAAUCCAGUGACGGCUCAGACCCUAUCAAAUACAAUUGGGAGAGGGUGCUGGAUAAGGGAAAGAGUGUUGGGAACCUCCCCCUACUGGCACUGAGAGAUCUGAAGAAUCCAGAGAUUGUCACCCUGCGGAACCUGACGAAGGACAGUACAGGUGUCUACAAGUGCACUGCCAGCAAUGACGUUGGCGAGGAGAACUGCAUCAUCGAGGUCACCAUGCAGUAUGUUCGAGGGAUGGGCGUGCUGGCAGGUGCCGUGGUGGGCGUCUCCUUUGGUGUUCUCCUCAUCAUCCUAAUCAUCUGGUUCGUCUUCCGCAAGAAAGAGAAGAAGAAGUAUGAGGAGGAGGAGACUCCCAAUGAGAUCAGGGAGGAUGCAGAGGCUCCCAAGGCCAAGCUGGUGAAGCCCAACUCUCUGUCAUCGUCCCGCUCUGGCAGCUCCCGCUCCGGCGCCUCCUCAACACAGUCCAUGGUGCACAACACCGCCCCCCACGGGCACCGCCCUCGGGCCCCAGCCAUAGCUGCCCUUAAGGAGAAUGGACAGCCCCCUGACUUCCCCCAGUCCCCCCCAGCAUACACAACGGUGGUACCCCCCAACAAGACCCCUGAGCCCCCUGGCACCCCCAAAUUCAACAUCAACUCCAGGAACCAGAUCUCUGGACCCACUCCCCCCACUCUCAUGGUCCCUGCCCAGACCAAGGCCUUUCAAACUGUGUAGGAUGGAGAAGAAAGUCCAUCCUGGCUAUGUUGAUGUGUAAAACCCACCCCUUCAA
Molecule: messenger RNA, 1300 nt
Organism: Salvelinus namaycush (lake trout)
Lineage: Eukaryota; Metazoa; Chordata; Actinopteri; Salmoniformes; Salmonidae
Product: CXADR-like membrane protein
Exons: 7
Coding region: 1-1245 (414 amino acids)
Cellular component (GO): membrane; cell surface; cytoplasmic microtubule
Source: RefSeq, a predicted model, not a curated record